Messenger RNA from Medioppia subpectinata, 597 nucleotides. The record is from the annotation of a GenBank genome assembly. NCBI's taxonomy places the organism in Eukaryota, Metazoa, Arthropoda, Arachnida, Sarcoptiformes, Oppiidae.
CUCUUAACUAGUAACAGUAAUCAAGAUACUUUACUAAUAUACAAUGGCCAAACAAUUAAUCGUGUUGCUCGCACUGGUAACCUACGCCUAUGGUAUGACAAUAGGUAAUGGUGGAUUGGACUUGCUCAAAUUCUCCGAGGGUUGGAGGGCUGACUACUACUACGACCAGAUUGGCUUAAAAACGAUCGGCUACGGACACGCAUGCGUGUGGCAUAACAACUGCAACGAUAUCGGUAAAACACCACUUACCGAACAACAAGGUGUGGACCUAUUGAAAAAGGAUCUGGUUGAAUAUGAAAAUUGCGUGAACAACGCCGUUCAGGGACUCAACCAAAACCAAUUCGAUGCCUGCGUGGACUUUACGUUCAACAUGGGCUGCCAGGCUUUCCAGCAAUCGCAAAUAUUGAGCAAUAUUAAGGCCAAAAACUGGCAAGGUGCCGCAAAUGCCUUCGCUCAAUACAAUGUGGCCGGCGGUCAAGUGAUCGAAGGACUUACUGUUCGGCGACAAAACGAGAAAAAUCUGUUUCUUAAGUAAUUUCAUGACAUGUAUAUACAGUUUUAAUAAUUUGCAUAUUUACUAAAAAUUAUUUUUUAAUU